UCAGGAUUCUACCUCUAGACGGUCCCUUUUUUGGCUUCUUUCUUCUUCGUCUUCUUCUUUCUUCUUCUUCUUGACACUCCCUUGACGGGCUGGAUACAUUCCCUCACAAUCAAGAAACUUCAUCUUCACUUCUUCCACCCCAGUCUAUCCUGCUUGUAAAGGACACUGGAAUCUUUUUUCUGAACGACAGCGUUCACCAACUCACCGACUGAACAACGUACAAGAACCCAACCCUUGUAUCACUUGGAACCUCCCGCCCGACGCCGUCGACCUGUUCGAGAAAAAACAAGAUCGCUUAACCCAUCUGUGCCCGCCACUGCUCGUCACUUCUAGUGUACCUACAGUCACUGUUGUUUACUCUCUUUUCCAUACAGUCACAAAUAUUAUUCAGUUGGGAUAUUGUUGCCCCUCCUCACUUUCCUUACUUAGCCAACGCUGUUGUUCCAUUACCCACAAUACUUUUCGAUUCACUGUUCAACUACCGAACAAUAACGACUGCAACAGAACCCGCACCCGUGGUUCACCAUUCAUUAUCAGUCCACUUGAACAACGAGCCUGAAAGAUCUCAAGGGAUAAGCCAGGCUUCGAUAUAAAAACGCUUCAAUCCUUUCAUAAAUCUUUCAUCCUGUGAGACUCACCACAAGGAUUUACUCCAAGCAACCUCUGAGCAACACUCGACAAUAACACAGUCGUGUCAACAUCAACUUCUUUUCGAGAUACCCUCACACACUACUUUCAUUUCAAACCACACUUUUUUAAACCGCGACAAAAUGCAUUUCUCAUCUGUCGCUACGUGCCUCGGUCUGGCUGGUCUGGCCCAGGCACAUAUGGAGAUGAUUUACCCUCCCCCCUUCAAGUCAAAAUCCAACCCCAACGCUGGCAGCGAUGUCGACUACAGUAUGACCGCCCCUCUCGAUGCAAGUGGCGCCAACUUUCCUUGCAAGGGCUACCACUCCCUCUUUGGUACUAAGGAGGGUGCCUCGGUCGCAGACUGGGCAGCCGGCGGUUCCUACAACAUGAGCAUCACCGGCGGUGCUAACCAUGGUGGUGGCAGUUGCCAGGCUUCCCUUUCCUACGACAAAGGGAAGUCUUGGAAGGUCAUCCACUCAUACAUCGGCAACUGCCCUGGUGCUGGUACCACCACCUUCGACUUCAAGGUCCCCAGCGAUGCUCCAUCCGGCGAGGCUAUCUUUGCCUGGUCGUGGUUCAACCAGAUCGGUAACCGUGAGAUGUACAUGAAUUGCGCUGCCGUCACUAUUGGUGGUGGCUCUGGCAAGCGAGCAGACGCCAUGAGCAACCGUCCUGAGAUGUUCGUUGCUAACGUCGGCAACGGCUGCACUACCGAGGAGUCGUCUGAUCUCGAAUUCCCCGACCCUGGACCUGAUGUGACCAACGACUCCCAGAAGACUGCUGGCCCCAAGGGUACUUGUGGUAAGGCAGGAUCCGGCAGUGGUUCCGGCUCCGGUGAUGGUAACAGCGGUGCUGCCCCUAGCACUCCCGCUAACGGCAACAAUGGUGCUGCUCCAAGUGCUGUCCCUACUCAGACUCAACCCGCUGCUCAACCUUCAUCCCCUGCCGCUCAGCCAUCAGCCCCAGCUGCCAGCGCCCCUUCAGCUCCUGGUGGUGUUUUUGUCACUGUCUCUCAGCCUGCUGAGGCUACUGGUGCCCCUGCUCCUUCAGCUCCCGCCGCAACCAGCACUCUCUUGACCAUGACCAAACCUACUGCUGGAACCGGCGGUCAGCCUGUUCCUACCAGUGUCGGUAGCCCCGAGCCUGCCCCUACCACCCCCACAGCUCCUGGCUCUGGCUCCGGUUCUGAAGAGACUGCCGGUGCUGCAUGCAGUGAUGAGGGCGCCUGGAACUGCAUUGGUGGAACCAAGUAUCAACGUUGCGCUUCCGGUCGCUGGUCUGUUGUUCAAUCUAUGGCCGCUGGUACAACCUGCUCUGGCAAUAAGAGCUCGGCUAUGGCCUUUGGUUUCGGUCGCCGACUCGCCAUUCGAGGUCGCAAGGUCUAAGGCUAUCUCGAAGUAGAGCUGAGCUGCAAUUCGGAAUAUCAAGAGGAAGGGGAGUAUACUAGAGCAGCAUAUGCCUUGCCUGACGUUCUCGAACAGUAGAUGGAAGGGUUUGGGAGUUUUAUCUUCAUGUACAAUAGGAAUAGGAAUCAGACUCAUGGAUCUUUCAUUACAAUUAUUUCGA
Molecule: messenger RNA, 2196 nt
Organism: Fusarium verticillioides 7600
Lineage: Eukaryota; Fungi; Ascomycota; Sordariomycetes; Hypocreales; Nectriaceae
Exons: 2
Coding region: 771-2015 (414 amino acids)
Source: RefSeq, a predicted model, not a curated record